UCACCGGACUGAAGGUCAGGACAGCCACUCACUAUUCAUCCAGCCAUGGCAGCAGAGCAGCGCUACGUGAUCAGCGCCCGCAUUAUCGGAGGAGUGCACCGGGACGCACCGAAACUCAAGAUGUUCAUGGUGUCUGUGCUGUGGUCUGAUGAGGCUGAAGUGAUCAUCUACAGGUCCUUCCAAGAUUUCAAGAAGUUUCAUGGGCAGCUGAAGAAGAGGUUCCCUCACAUGAAUCCUUUUCGCAAAAAUGAAAGAGUGAUUCCUAAGUUCAGAGGUAAGGCCAGGAGGAGCAGCAUGCAGCAGAAAGGCUCCAAGAAGUCUGUGAGGCGGAUGAAGUUCCUGGAGAGCUACUGCGACCAGCUGCUGAAGUGCGACCAAACCGUGACCCGGAGCGCCGAGGUCAUGCGCUUCUUCACGCCCAAAGACCACGACCUGCAGCCGGACUUCACCAAGAACAGCGUCAUGAUCCUGAUGUCCGAAGAUGGUUCAGGCGGCGGCGGAGGAGGUGGAGGUGUUUCCCACCUGCAGACAGGCAACGUCACUCACCCAUUCGUCACCCAGACGUACCGCUGUGUGGCCGCUUACGAGACCAAAGACACCAAGAACCGGGCGUUCAAGGUGGCCGUGGACGAGAAGCUGGACGUCCUGAUCAAAGACCCCGCAGGUUGGUGGCUGGUGGAGAAUGAAGACAAGCGCCUGGCUUGGUUUCCUGCUCCCUACCUGGAGUUACUGGAAGGAGAGGAUGAUGAUGAUGACGAAGCGGGGUUGCCGUCAGGAGCUGCUCUGUACUGCGCCGUCAAGAGUUACUCGACCACGAAGGCUGACGAGGUGUCUGUGUCCAUCGGCUCUGUGGUGGAGGUGCUGAGGAAGUCUGACAACGGCUGGUGGCUCAUCAGAGUCAACAAUAGGGCAGGUUACAUCCCCUCCAUGUACCUGCAGCCCUACAACAACCCACGUGCAGGCCUUCACAGUCUGAACAGGAAGCUGCACAGCUCCUCACUCAACCUGGCACCCAGCCGGGAUCCUCAGACCCCUCAUCCAGCCCGCAUCAGUGAAGAAUACAGCCCUCAGGAGGAUCGUGCAGGUCCAUCCAGACCCGAGCUCAUCCUCCCCGGCCGCCUCCACAAGGCCCAGUCCCUGGAUGUUCUUUCUGAUUCCUGGGUGCAGACACAAACAAAGAGGGACACCUCGACCCCGGAGACCCGCGAGCGCAGCAUGAGCAACGCCAGCAUCGAGUCCAGCUUCUCCGACUUCUCAAGCCAAGAUUCGUCCUCGAGCCUGAAAGAGGAGAACCAGAGCGGCUCAGAGCGUCCCACCACCUCCCAGCAGGCUGAUGCCAGCGACAGCUCACGCAGCAGCCCCGACCUCAGCCGCAGCUCCAGCACCAGCUCAGACAGCGAGACGGCCGCGGUCACUCCCAGGGUGCCGCCUCGACCCAAGACCCAGGAGAUCCUGAACCGCUGCACCACCAUGACCCGCAAAGCAGCCAUGGCCACCAAGACCCGGCUCCAGAUUCAACCAGACACCAUCCACAGCCGCCUGUAAACCCAACGGACCAGGACUACACACUACGUAUCCUGGACUAUUCUUAAUCAAUUCUUUUUAUUCAUUUUAUGCACAUGAUAUAAUAUUUUUAACCUCUUCAACACCACAGUCAAAUGUGUUUUGUGCAGCAUUUAGCAACCUGAACAGGACAAAUAUUAUUUGAAUUCCAUGAAAUUUCCAUUUCAUCAAAUGGAAUAUGGCAUCUUAAGUUUGAAUAUUUCACUCACUAUAAGAAAAAUGUAGCUUCAGUGAAGCAUUAAAGGGAGCAAGUGCAAAGAAAUGUAUGUGACAUGCAGUCACACAGAGGUACAAAGAAAUAUUAUUUAAAGAUUUGCACUUGCAAGAAAAUUUAAAUAGAUUGUUGGAGUUGAAGAGGUUAGAAUUUGACACUUUACAUAUUUAGUAUUUCCCUGUUUCAUAUUUAACAUAGAAAUUAGUGGAGGGCUACAACUUAUGAACUGUUUUAUAAAAGAUGUUUUUUUUGCUUCAUCAUUCAAGCUGUAUUUAAAUAUAUAUAUCACAAAUGUAAAUAGUUUCUCCGAAUGCAAAUGAAGUUAUGAAAAAGGUUGUGAAGAUGCAACGAAAAACACUGAAUGCCAACAUGAAGACCUUUUGAUCGACCGCCAAAAUCAGGGCACUGAAACGUGACGAGCUCGUUAAACAAGCUGUCAGCAAACUGAAACAGAUGACUUACGAGCAUCCUGCCAAAACAUGUUCUUCUUCUCUAAUAACAUUCUUUUUUCCUUUGACUUUUUGUAUGAAUGUGUUGUUAUGUACAUCAUAUGUUCAUCCUAACCUGUAUGAGUUCACAGUGUACCUUUACGAGAUCUUAAAAAUCAAUAAAAGGCUAUUUAACGAAA
Molecule: messenger RNA, 2405 nt
Organism: Stegastes partitus (bicolor damselfish)
Lineage: Eukaryota; Metazoa; Chordata; Actinopteri; Pomacentridae
Product: NADPH oxidase organizer 1-like
Exons: 8
Coding region: 46-1545 (499 amino acids)
Biological process (GO): superoxide anion generation
Cellular component (GO): cytoplasm
Molecular function (GO): protein binding; phosphatidylinositol binding; superoxide-generating NADPH oxidase activator activity
Source: RefSeq, a predicted model, not a curated record